Messenger RNA from Pecten maximus, 1319 nucleotides. RefSeq lists its product as uncharacterized. Bases 61 to 1269 code for a protein of 402 amino acids. The transcript has 12 exons. Lineage: Eukaryota; Metazoa; Mollusca; Bivalvia; Pectinida; Pectinidae. The record is from RefSeq and is a predicted model, not a curated record.
UCCACAUGUUCAUUUCUAGAUCGAACAAACGAAAGACAUCUGUCCAACUCACAAAAUAGGAUGAAACGGCGCACAUUAAUGCGGCCGCCUCAGGUAUCGACGGUUGAAGCUGAUAACGAUGACAACAAAACACCAAAGAAGACUGGUGUACAGGCUAAGAAAGGAAAGCAUCUUGAAGAGAAAAGUAGAAGAUGUCGAAUUUUUAUCAAAGUUCUCCAAGUUGUAUUUCUCAUUGUCAUUGUCCCUCCAUUGUUAAACUACGCGUCUCUUCAGAAAGAAAUCAAAGAACUGAAGCCCGUACCAGGUGAGCUUUACGAUGUUGGUUGGGGGCAGAAGAUUUUUAAAAUGUGUCAAGGGAAAGGCCCACCAACAGUGAUAUUUGAUGCCCCAGGAGGUCAGACUUCAGAUGUUUGGACAUUGAUCUGGCCGCAUGUGGCUAAGAAUGCUCGGAUCUGUGUGUAUGAUCGGGCAGGUCUGGGUUUCAGUGAAAGACCAAUAAUGAAUGUGACAGAAGAUGCCAAUGAGUCGAAGAGUAAUUACAGGAACAGAUGGCAGCCAUUUACGGUAGAAAGAAUGGCUGAUGACCUUAAUCACUUGUUGACUGUGAGCAGUGAGGAGCCUCAACCUUUCAUCUUUGUCGGGGCGGAAUUGGGGGCACUGGUCGCACAGUUCUACUCACAAAUGUUUGAUAAUCAGAUAGCUGGGAUGGUUCUGAUCAAUCCAACCUCUGACGGCCUGUUUGAACAGGAUGGUGGAGCCUGGCAUCAAUACUGGUACGGCCAGAUGGUACCAAUGUUCCAAAGCCUACAACUUGGGGCGGCACUUGGUCUUACACGACUAGCUCUACUAUUAGGCUUCCUUCAUCAGCCUCUUUUUGACUCGGAGUUACCUGAAAAUGUUAAAUAUCGUCAAAAACAUCUGCUUUGUCACCCUAAACACCUAAGUUCUGUUGUGGACGAACAUCACUUCAUCAAUGAGUCGUUUUCACAGCUAAGAACAGUGCGAAUGAUAAAAUCACUACCAAGUAAUAUAUCAGUAACAAUUAUAAGUGGAAAUUACUACGACGAACAGAUGCCAAGCUAUCUUAAUAAGGCUUGGGCCAAAUCGGAGCAGAUUUUACUGACGAAACAUUACCCUAACUCCAAGCACAUAGUUAUCAACAGUGCUGAUCGUCACAUGUUGUACAACAAUCCGUCCAGCGUCACAGAACCAAUCAACAGGAUUGUCCGACAAUGGAAGAGCAAAAUAAAAGUUCAGAAAAAAUCCUAAACUGAUCUGUAACAAUCCAAUGCCAUUUUAAAUAAAAUUUUUGGUUUUUU